Molecule: messenger RNA, 1314 nt
Organism: Penicillium macrosclerotiorum
Lineage: Eukaryota; Fungi; Ascomycota; Eurotiomycetes; Eurotiales; Aspergillaceae
Product: glycosyltransferase family 2 protein
Exons: 4
Coding region: 1-1314 (437 amino acids)
Source: RefSeq, a predicted model, not a curated record
AUGGCAUUCCCUUUCCUGCGGGCAUUCGUCGCGCUGUUUGUCUAUCGCUAUCUGCGCCUCGUCAUCAAUCUGGUCUCGUUUUGGUCAUUUAAGCCGAUCUCGCCACCAGAUAACCCCAAACUGACCUCCCAGGAUGUAUCCGUGAUCAUUCCCACCCUGGAAGGCUGUGGCGAGGAAUUGAUUGAGACGAUCCGCUCGAUUCUAGAAAAUCAACCCUAUGAGAUCCUGCUGGUCACCAUUGAGGCCAAUCGGAAGAAGGCCGAGAAGAUGCUGAGCGCGAUGCCAGCCUCCAAGUCGCGCAUUCGCCUGUUCACGGUCACCCAUCCCAAUAAGCGGCGCCAGAUGACCCGCGCGAUCCCCGAAGUGCGGACUGCCAUCACGCUUCUCGCCGAUGACGACGUGAGCUGGCCCUCAACUGUGCUGCCCUGGAUUCUUGCGCCGUUCGAAAAGGACGAUCGCUAUGGAGGUGUGGUUACCUGUCAGCGACUACGUCGCGCGGUGGCUCCGACCCUCUCACAGCGGGUCUGGGGGUUCCUCGGCGCUUUGUAUCUCGAGCGACGCAACUUCGACUGCGGGGCUACAAUCAAUCUGGACGGUGGGCUGCCAUGCAUGUCUGGCCGUACGGUGGCCUAUCGGACCAAGAUCCUCCAAGACGAGGGCUUCACCUACGCCUUCACCAACGAGGAGUGGUGGUGGGGGAAGUAUCAGCUUAAUGCCGACGACGACAACUUUAUCACCCGCUGGAUGGUCUCGCAUGGCUGGGAGUGCUGCAUGCAGUACCACCCUGAAGCGGAGGUUCUCACUACCCUCGAGGACAAUUCUCGGUUCCUGAAGCAAUGCGCACGCUGGUCGCGCAGUAACUGGCGGAGCAAUCUCACCAGUAUGUUCCACGAGAAACACAUCUGGUAUCGUCAACCCUGGAGUGCCUAUGCGGUGCACUUAACCACCUUGUCGCCUCCCGCCUUGCUCGGAGAUCUCCUGCUGGUCUGGCUGUGCCACAAGGCGACGGCCGGCUGGGGCGAUGUUUCGCACGACCGCGCCAUGACUUUCCUGUAUCUCUGGAUGUUCACGAGCAAGUGGAUCAAGCUACUUGGGCAUUAUAUCCGAUACCCUGUCGAUGCGUUCCUUCUACCCGUGUCCAUUCUCUUCGGCUAUUUCCACGGCGCUAUCAAGAUGUAUGCAGUGAUGACCCUGAAUGUGACGACAUGGGGUAGCCGUGACGGUGCCGAUGAUUAUGACGCAGAGCGUAUGAAGAAGCGUACCGAUGCCGAUCGCAGAAAGCAGCCCUACUAUUCCAGCUAUCUCCCCAAGUAG